Molecule: messenger RNA, 3790 nt
Organism: Pecten maximus
Lineage: Eukaryota; Metazoa; Mollusca; Bivalvia; Pectinida; Pectinidae
Product: nodal modulator 1-like
Exons: 31
Coding region: 19-3606 (1195 amino acids)
Cellular component (GO): endoplasmic reticulum membrane
Molecular function (GO): carbohydrate binding
Source: RefSeq, a predicted model, not a curated record
CUUGUUAAAAGACACGCGAUGGGUACCGGUCCAGUUCUAAAUUUGCUUUCAUUUAGCUUCAUAUUGUUGAUUUCAGUUGCAUUCUUUUGUCCAAGAGAUGUAUCUGCUGAUGGUGUAUUGGGAUGUGGCGGAUUUGUUAGAUCAGAUGUUGACAUUAACUUCUCAUUGGUCGAGGUGAAGCUGUAUACACCUCAUGGCAGCAUCAAAUACCAGACGGACUGUGCUCCGAACACCGGUUACUACCUCAUACCUCUGUACGAAAAAGGAGAUUUUGUCCUCAAGGUGGAGCCACCAGCAGGAUGGAGUUUUGAACCUGAUAGUGUGCCCCUAAAAGUAGAUGGUAGCACGGAUCACUGCAGUCUUGGCAAGGACAUCAACUUCCGUUUUACUGGCUUUUCUAUAAAUGGAAAGGUUGUGAGUAAAGGACAAGACAAAGGGCCCAGUGGGAUCAAUGUUAUUUUGAGGAAUCAAGGCUCCGGUGAAACACUGCGGACAGCUGUCACAGGAGAGGAUGGAAAGUAUACCUUUACUGGAGUUUUACCUGGAGAGUAUGAAGUAAAGGCAACACAGUCAGAGGAUCUCAACUUCCUACAGGCUGAGACCAAAGUGACCGUAACCAAUGACAACGCCAACACAGGUGACAGUAUCGUUAUCGCUGGGUAUAAGGUCAAGGGAGCAGUACAGAGUGAAGGAGAGCCAAUCAAGGGAGUUAACUUUGUCCUGUUUUCUUCAAGUUUUAAGAAAGAGGACAUUACCGGCUGUGAGAAAGGCCCACUGAAAGGAUUCACCGUAACAGACAACAACAAUCCUCUUUGUUACACAUCCUCCAAGGCAGACGGCAGCUUCACCUUUCCCGCUCUGCCUGUUGGGAAUUUCUACAUUGUUCCAUUCUACAAAGGAGAACACAUCAGAUUUGAUGUGUUACCAGGGCGACUGGACAUACAGGUCCAGCAUGGACCAGUCACUCUCAAGGACAUUUUCCAAGUGGAAGGAUUCUCUGUCAGUGGGCGCGUCCUCAACAAGGCAGGGGGAGCAGGCGUGUCAGGUGCGACAGUGUUGGUAGAUGGGAAGGCAGUGUCACGGACCGAUGCCAGUGGAAUGUACCACCUGGAGAACAUGAAGACUGGGACCUAUCGUCUCCAAAUCCAGACGGACAACAUCUACUUUGAUGAUGUCAGUGUUAAAAUUACACCAAACACACCAAACCUCCCGGACAUCCUGGCCUCCGAUUUCAAGAUGUGUGGUAAGAUCGUGAUCAGCCAACUCCCAGACACGUUGAGACAGGUCGCCAGUCAUAGGCGAAUCAUCAUCAUCCCGCAGAACAAAAACAUGGACGCUUCCUCUGCCAAGGCUGACGCUGAGGGAAACUUCUGUGCCAAGGUCAAACCUGGCAGUCAUGUUGUACAGGUUCACUUGACUGAGGAAGAGAAAACAGCUGGACUGUCUAUCGUCCCAAGCGAAAAGACUGUGACUAUCACGGACAAACCAGUAAUGGACGUCACCUUCUCACAGUUCCAGGCCAAGGUCACUGGCACAGUGAUAUGUCUUGAAAAGUGUGGUCCUGUAGAAGUUUCCUUAGAAAGUGACAGACGAGGCGAAGUGAAACAGAUAACACAGGUAAAAGAGGCCAGCAGAGGAGGAACCUUCCAGUUUGAUAACGUCUUACCUGGAAAAUACAAAGUAACAUUGCUACAGGACAGCUGGUGUUGGAAGGAGAAAACUUUGGAGGUCGAGGUGGCCAGUGCCGAUCUGUCCGGGAUUGAGUUCACACAGACCGGAUAUAUACUCAAGUGUAGCAUCUCCCACGAAAUCAAACUGGAUUUUGCUCAUGAGAAGAAGGAGGGAAAUGUUGGAUCUUUCCAGUUAAACAAAGGGACUAACCGGUUCUGUCUGGCUCAGCCCGGCGUGUACCGCCUCACCCCCGACUCCUGUCACCAGUUUGACAAGGAUGUGUUCACAUAUGACACCUCAAACCCGGAGUUACUUACCCUGGCAGCAGUGCGACACCUGAUAGAGGGCACUGUCAUCACAGAGGAGUCUGCUGCAGACAUCCAAGUCACUGUCAACUCCCUAGUGGAACAAGAUACAGUGAAAAUCGGACCACUGACCACUGGAACAAAACCACCCAGUACAGAAAAGGGUGCCAAACCGGCCACCGGUCCAUUUGUUUACAAGUUCACACACUGGGCAAGGUCAGGAGAGAGGUUAGAGGUCAGUGCCAAGUCCAAGGAGCUGCUGUUUAGUCCUAGUAAGGCAGAGGUGGUAGUCCAUGGAGAUACCUGUGCUGGGGAGGUGGUCAAGUUUACAGGAAAGCGAGGCGUUUUUAUCAACGGUCAGAUUAAACCAGCCCUGGCUGGGGUCAGUGUGACGGUCAUUGCAAUGGAUGAUUCCAUGGACCCAAUCGUCAUAGAAACAGCAGAAUCUGGAAAAUUUAGUGUUGGCCCCCUACACAGUGGUAAGGAGUACAGUGUGUCAGCAGAGAAGACCGGCUAUGUACUGGUCAAGGAGGAUGGUCAGUCUGCCUCCUUCAAGGCCUACAAACUGGGCCAGGUCUCUGUACAGGUGCUGAAUGAGAAAGGUGAGCCCCUAUCAAACGUCCUGUUAUCACUGAGCGGAGAGAAGCAGUACCGCAGUAACAACGUCACCAGUGAAGAUGGCACCAUCAACUUUAUUGGACUGAGCCCAGGUGACUACUUCCUGCGGCCCAUGAUGAAGGAGUACAAGUUUGCCCCGUCCUCUCAAACUAUCGAGGUGCUGGAAGGUACGACCAAGAAAAUCACCAUCAAGGGACUCCGUGUGGCGUAUAGUUGCUAUGGCUCAGUGACAUCCUUGAAUGGAGAACCAGAACAAGGCAUCAUAGUGGAGGCUGUGGGCACAGAUACGUGUGGUAAUUUCCAGGAGGAGAGCAAGACAGAGCCUGAUGGUUCAUACAGGAUACGGGGUCUACAGCCAAAUUGUACCUACAGCGUUCACCUGAAGAGUGAUGUGAACCGACAUAUCGAAAGAGCGGCGCCCAAAUCACAGGAAAUCACAGUGUUGGACAACGACUUCACUGACGUGGCCAUCAUCGCGUUCCGUCGUGUGAACCAGAUGGAUAUCAGUGGCAACGUCAUCACACAGGAGGAACACCUUCCCAGUCUCAAGGUGAAACUAUUCCGAGACGAGACUCCAGAUUCACCCAUCCAUACUGUCAGUCUGGGAACAGUGACUUUCUUUUUCCUUCCCUCUCUGACAAUUGACAAUGAGAAAUACACCCUUAAAUUGGAAAGUUCCCUUUCCAAGGCCUCUUUUGACUUUACGUUGCCAGUUGUCAACUUUGUGGCGAAUACAUCAUAUCAACACCACAGUAUCAAGUUCAGCCCUGUGCGAAAAUCUUUUGACCAGGAGUUCAUUCAAGGGACAUCACUCUUCCUUCCCUUUUCAUUGCUGCUGGCAGCUGCAGUCUAUAACUACCAAAAAUUAUUUCCCUACUUAAUGCGUAUGUGGUCCCAAGUCCAAGCCAUGUUGGCGGCCGGUCAGACCGAGGCAUCAGUUUCUGGGGCAGGGGAUGCUGGAUCCGGGUCGGACCCUCAGAUGAAGAAAAAGAUGAAAGCACGAAAGACAUGAUGAUACGGUUGUUUGUAGAUCUGAAAUAAUUCUGUAAGAUAACUGUUUCUAGGAUAAGAUAAUUUUCUCUAGAUCUAGAGGAUGAUUUUAUGGGGUUUUAUCUACAGUUUAGUUGUAGGUGUAAUGAUGUAAUGGUUCAAAUCCUUCUCCAGAAAUAAAAUAAAAGAACAAUGAAUAAAGAAAU